Messenger RNA from Xenopus laevis (African clawed frog), 2510 nucleotides. It is a transcript of the gene gpr35.S, whose product is annotated as G protein-coupled receptor 35 S homeolog. The record is from RefSeq and is a predicted model, not a curated record. Gene Ontology annotation, molecular function: G protein-coupled receptor activity; chemokine receptor activity. Gene Ontology annotation, cellular component: membrane; plasma membrane. The transcript is spliced from 4 exons. Gene Ontology annotation, biological process: signal transduction; phospholipase C-activating G protein-coupled receptor signaling pathway; positive regulation of Rho protein signal transduction. The coding region runs from base 366 to 1379 and encodes 337 amino acids. NCBI's taxonomy places the organism in Eukaryota, Metazoa, Chordata, Amphibia, Anura, Pipidae.
CCCACGUACUCAUUUUCCAAAGAGUUGCCUGCAAUGCAAACUUUCAUUUUCUGUCAGAUCUAAAUGCACAAGGAGAAGGAAUGUUAUAGAUUGGUAACAGCCCUAUAGUGUGGGAAUUCCAUAGUACAGUUGGCUCAUGUUCUGCACUGAAACUGUGAAAGAGAACAGCACUUCUGGUUCAGACUUCAGCUUUCAUGAAUGGAACCCGAGCACACAGAAGAUACAUUAUGCCUUGGGGAGGCUCUGUGCCUGAGCUUCAUUGAUGCCUCUGGCUCCUGAACAUACAAGCCACUUGCCAUCUACUCAGUGUGCCUAAUAAAGUCCAACACAUUGUCCUUCGGCAGCUUUAACUAAAGCCAAAUAAAAUGAUGGCAUCUUUAAAUCAGAAAAUCCCAUAUUCUAUGACAACGUUACCAUCUUCCACUGUAAAUUCCAAUCAAACAGGCAAUUGCACGAGGAUAAUGGAGGAGAGGAAUGUGACUCUGGCUAUGUUUCAGCUGGUCCUUUUAGCUUUGAUCCUAUUUUUUGGGACAUUAUUUAACUCAUUUGCAAUAUGGGUUUUUUGUUUUAAGAUGAAGAAAUGGACAGAGACAAGAGUUUUAAUGAUUAGCCUGUUGUUCAGUGACUGUUGCUUGCUCAUUACCAUUCCCUUCCGUAUCUACGCCACACAGCACCAAUGGGACCUCCCCAGAGAACUGUGUAACGUCCUUACCUAUGCCUACUUUAUGAACACGUAUUUGAGUAUUGCCAUUAUUACACUGAUUUCUGUGGACAGAUACAUUGCAAUAAAAUUCCCCCUCCGAUCAAGAUCAUUUCGCUCCCCAAAGAAAGCCGCAUUGGCUUGUGCUAUUGUUUUUGCACUCUUGCUAUCUACACGCAUUUUUAUUUUACUCACCGGUGAUUCCAAGUUAUCAUCUCCUGGCUUCUGCUUCCGAAAGACAUCUACCAGACCAUUAAAGAGAAGUUUGUACUUCACCCUUAUGGGCUUUUACAUUCCUCUGCCCAUAAUCAUAUUUUGCACAACAGAAGUCGUCAGGUUCUUGAAGACAAAGGAUAAAGUGAGUGUAUAUGAACAUGAAUGCAUUCAGAAAUCCAUUAAAAUAAUGUCCGCCAAUCUCGUAAUUUUCCUGGUUUGCUUUUUGCCUCUGCAUAUUGGAAAUAUUAUCAGGUUUGUGAUUGAGAGUUUGAGUCUGGACUGCAUACUAAAAAAACAAAUCAACGAUUAUGUUUAUGCAGCACAAGUCAUCGGUGACCUAAACUGUUGCCUGGAUAGUGUCUGUUAUUAUUUUGUAGCCAAGGAAUUCUGGGAGUCAACAUCAAUGUUGCCAAGGUCAAACCAAUUAACACCAUUUCCAGAAACAGAAGACAUAAAUCUUUAGAAAUAAACUGUUUUACACACAAGAGUUCACAGAUUGGAAAUGACAUUUGGGAACUAAACAGCUCCUUCAAUCUUUAGGUUUAAGAAAAUGUCACGUUGGUUUCCUCUGUAAGACAUAAGUUCAUUUUGUAGGACGAGCAUUUCAGAAAGACUCCGGGCAAAACAGUGAGCAAGCCAUGAUUCACUAUGGAUAUUUGUGGACAAUCCUAUAUAUGCCAAAUCCUCUGGAAGCAGAGGUCAAUCUCCAGAUGAAUUUUUGCUAUUUAAUGUUUGUACUUUUUUUUUAAUUAUGUUAUUGUAAAUUGUUAUCAUAUGACCCCAUGUAUAUAAUAUAAGAAUGGCACAACUUUUUCAAAGAAUAUUCAUUAUGAAAUACAUAUUACUCUGUUAAAUAAUUUGAGGUUUACUGACAUUAUUUACAUAUUCCCUUUAAAGACAUUAGAGCUAAACCUGGGACUACACAAUGUGCGUCCUUCCGAUCCGACGCAAUGAGAGGAAGCGCAGGCGUCACUCACUGCAUUUUUUGUCAUGUGUAGUGUAAAGUUUUUCUAUGCCCCAGGGAUUUAGUUAUCAAGCCAGGCCGAGUUCUUUUUCCCAUAGGGUAGGGGGAGUAGUUCCCAGAGGUUAUAAAAAGGGAUGCUCCCAUGUGUUCUGCCUCUUUUUGGUGUACCCAAUUGCUGGAGGAGGUGCUGUGUUGCUGAUAGGGCCUGAAGCGGAGGUAACCCCCAGUAUAGGAGCAAGUGUCAGGUCAAAAAUUGUAAUAGGUCACUAUAGGAGUGACAGUUAGGUUCAGGAAAGUUAGUGAGCAGCUAAGGCUUCAAGAAGGAGUUUAGUGAAGGGUUGGCACCCUGCGGUGACAAGGCCGCAAGGUUAGGGACUCAAGAGGUAGAAAGAUCCUUGGAGCUUGAGACCAGCUGUGAGAUUCAUCUUCAAUGGGAAAUGUGCACCAAAGGCAGACAAGGCUACCCAGUGAUAAAGCUGACUAACAAAGGAUCAAACAAUAACCAUGAUAAAUAUAAUUGUGUGUAAAUGACCUGCUGCCACUACUUGUUCAUGGAGUGUACCAUCUGAGCAUACAUCUUGAAUAUGUGAUUAGCCAUUGAGAAGUGUACCACUAGUUCAAUAAAUUGCU